UUGGGAGUGUACCACACCAAAAGCUCUCACCUUUCGGAGAGAGAGAGAGAGGAGAGAGGGCGACGGAGAAAGAGCGAUGAGCGGCGGCGGCGGAGGUGGCUGCGGCGGAGGAGGAGGAGUUUGUGUUGGUGGGGACUCGAAGGUGGAGACGAUCGCUAGGUUGGCGCAGUGGCGCAUCGAAGGCUUCGGAGCUUGCUCCUACCGCCGUUCCGAUCCAUUCAAGCUUGGCAUCUGGAAUUGGUUUUUAUCAGUGGAGAAGAAUCGGUAUAUGUAUAUCCGGCUCUUUCCUGAGCCUUGUCGGGUCUCGAAGGAUCAGCCACCGUUCGCGAAGUUUAUUCUUAGGGUAUCGAAUUCCGGCCCUGGACGUCGGCCUUAUAUCUCUCCUGUUCAUGAGAGACUUCUCCGGACCAGCGAAGACUUUGUAUGGCCUAUUGAUUCUACGUUCCACGGCCGUUUUGUUAUUGAUGUAGAGUUCAUUGACCUGAAAAUUUCUACUUUGAAUGGGGCCGAAGCUUGCUCAAUAUGGCCUAAUGAAGUUAUAAUGCAAACAAUCACAAGGCGAACCACUCUCCGAUGUCUUUCUCGCAUGCUUGAAGAGAGCAUCCACACCGAUGUGACAAUCAACACAGCCGACGGAGUGCUCAAAGCUCACAAAGCAGUCCUGGCUGCAAGCUCGCCCGUGUUCGUGAGCAUGUUUCUCCACAAUCUCAAGGAGAAAGAGUCCUCCAUGAUCAACAUAGACGACAUGUCCAUGGAAGCAUGCUCAUGUCUUCUCAGUUACAUCUAUGGGACGAUAAAGCAAGAAGACUUCUGGAAGCAUCGUCUAUCCCUGCUCGGCGCUGCAAACAAGUACGACAUUGCCGACCUGAAGGAAUGCUGCGAGGAAAGCCUCCUCGAGGACAUUAACUCGAGCAAUGUCCUCGAGAGGCUCCACGAAGCCUGGCUUUAUCAACUUAGCAAGCUGAAGAAAGGAUGCUUAACAUACUUAUUCGAUUUCGGGAAAAUUCAGGAUGUUAGGGAUGAGAUCAACAGCUUUUUUCGGCACGCUGACAGAGAUCUUAUGAUUGAGAUGUUCCAAGAAGUGCUUACUGUUUGGAAGCCAGUCUGAAAAUGUUUGAUCUCAUCUCUUGUGCCUUCUCAAACAUUUGGAUAUUUCAGUUGUCUGUUGAAAUUGUGUAUGAAAUGUAAUGAUUUCCUUGUGAAGCUUUGUUGAUAUUUUUAUU
Molecule: messenger RNA, 1223 nt
Organism: Dioscorea cayenensis subsp. rotundata (Guinea yam)
Lineage: Eukaryota; Viridiplantae; Streptophyta; Magnoliopsida; Dioscoreales; Dioscoreaceae
Product: BTB/POZ domain-containing protein At1g21780-like
Exons: 4
Coding region: 77-1108 (343 amino acids)
Molecular function (GO): protein binding
Source: RefSeq, a predicted model, not a curated record